Molecule: messenger RNA, 1002 nt
Organism: Rotaria sp. Silwood2
Lineage: Eukaryota; Metazoa; Rotifera; Eurotatoria; Philodinida; Philodinidae
Source: the annotation of a GenBank genome assembly
AUGAGUGUCAGUACUGCUGCAUCGACAUUAUACAGUUCAUCCAACAAGAUAUUUGUAUUGAAAAAUGCAAACUCAUCCAUUAUUGAAUUGGUCUCAGGCCAGCAAGCCCUCAAAGAACUAGAAAAAACCGAUGAUUUUGUCAAUAAUUUUAGUCAAUUCGAUUUAGAAUCUCGUGUAAAGUUGUUGUCAGCAGUAGUGGAAGAUUAUUUUAAGUUUAUUGCACAACAUAUAUUGGUUUGGGAUGAAGAAUUAAGUCAAGUAAUGGAGUCGUGCAUUCAAUUUAUCAAUACCACUUGUCUAGAAAAACUGAAAUUAUUAACUUAUCCACCACGAAUUUAUGUUGUAUUAACAAAUGGGAACGAUGAAAAUAAUGCUGCAUAUUGCCGCAAUGAAAAUGUUAUUGUAAUGCCAUUAACAGUUAUUCUUGAUGGAUCGAUACGUAAAGUAUUUACUCAUGAACUAUUUCAUAUUUGGAGUAAAUGGCAUAAGAAUCUAACGAUUCGUGAUGAAUUAUAUGCAAGUAUUGGAUACUAUAAAAUACCAGUGGAGAAGUCAAUCAAAUUUCCACCUAGUUUACAGCCGAGAAAAAUAACUAAUCCAGAUGCACCAUUUGUUUUAAAAUACUAUAUUGAAUUGAAAAAACUUGGCGAUGAAAGUGAAAAAGCAUACAAAUGUACGCCGAUUAUACAUGCUUCUCGAGCUUUUGAUCCCAACUUUUCCACUAAUUUCUUCGAUUAUCUAGUGGCAACAACUUUGAUCUUACACGAUACGACAUAUGAACCACUAGAACCAUUACAGUAUUUAUCAUACGCAGAUACCAGUAAUUUUUAUGAUCAAAUUGGAGUUAAUACAACUUACAUUAUCCAUCCGGAAGAAAUUCUAGCAGAUAAUUUUGUAUUAUGGAUGAUGAAGAAAGAUCAAUUAGCAACGUUGAAAUCACCAACUGUUAUUUCGAGGAUGAAUGAUAUCAUUUGUACUGCUGCACAGGAUACAAGCCAGUGA